GUGGGGGGGGGGGGAAGCAGUGAGGACAGCGUCCCUGGUCCACAGACGGGAUGAGCGGCGGAGUGGAGCAAGUGGACAUCCUAAGCGUGCUCUCCCUGGUCAAGGAACGAUGGAAAGUGGCGAAGAAGAUUGGCGGCGGCGGGUUCGGGGAGAUCUACGAGGCGGUGGACCUGCUGACGCGGGUCAGCGUGGCCCUGAAGGUGGAGUCGGCCCAGCAGCCCAAACAGGUGCUCAAGAUGGAGGUCGCCGUGCUCAAGAAGCUCCAGGGUAAAGACCACGUGUGUCGCUUCGUGGGAUGCGGCCGCAACGACCGCUUCAACUACGUGGUGAUGGAGCUUCAGGGUCGCAACCUGGCUGACCUGAGGAGGAGCAUGACCCGGGGCACCUUCAGCAUCAGCACCACCCUGCGCCUGGGGCGACAGAUGCUGGAGGCCAUCGAGAGCAUCCACUCGGUGGGCUUCCUGCAUCGCGACAUCAAACCGUCCAAUUUCGCAAUGGGCCGCUUCCCGAGCACCUGUCGGACCUGCUACAUGCUGGACUUUGGUUUGGCUCGUCAGUUCACCAACUCCUGCCAGGAGGUCCGACCCCCCCGGCCAGUGGCGGGGUUCAGGGGAACGGUCCGCUACGCAUCGGUCAAUGCACACAAGAAUAAGGAGAUGGGUCGCCACGACGACCUGUGGUCUCUCUUCUACAUGCUGGUGGAGUUUCUGGUCGGUCAGUUGCCGUGGAGGAAGAUCAAGGACAAAGAACACGUGGGGAAGCUGAAGGACACCUACGACCAUCGUCUGAUGCUCAAACACCUGCCGGCAGAGUUUGGCGUGUUCUUGGAGCACAUCUCCAGCCUCGACUACUUCACGAAGCCGGACUACCAGCUGCUGAUGUCGGUGUUUGACAACAGCAUGAAAACCUACAACGUUGUGGAGAAUGACCCUUAUGACUGGGAGCGCACCAGCUCCGAUGGCACUCUGACAAUCAUCGCCGUUGCCACGACGCCGCAGCAUCACACCCGCCUCACCCCGGCACACAUGGGUAUGGCAAAUGCCUCCCUGAUCCCCGGCGACCUGAUGAGGGAAAACACAGAAGAGGUUCUGCAGGACGAGCAGCUCAGCGACGCGGAGAACAACCCAGCUCCGGACCGCCUGCCGGGCUCUCCACUCCACCCGCACCGCAACCAGGAGGCUGACGUCUGGGAGGAGCUGGACCGCAACCGCAACCGCAUCCGGACGGCAGUCUGGAAGGCGACGACGGAGGAGGAGCACAGCAACAACCAGGGCAACCAGGGACACCAGAGCCCCUAUCCUGGGCCAAGCCUGGGUUCCCCGGUCAAACUGCAAUCUGAGGUGGUGGCUUCAGACCGCGACGGCCCCCUGCUGAGGAAGCUCCGCAACAUUCACAGUUUCGAGCUGGAGAGGAGGGUUGCCCUCGAUGCCAAGUCCAGUCCGGAGUGCUUCCUGGAGGCCUGCUCAGGGAAGCAGCCGCUUGGCGCCCAGCACCAGGAGAAGGAGGCCGACGGUGACGCAGUCAUCCCAGUAACUCACGGUCAAGCCGAACCCGUCGGGGAGCAUCCCGAGAGGGUCUGGCACUAUGAUGAGGAGUUCUUGUCUGGUGGUGGUUCUCCUAAGCCAGCCUCCUGUGGGUCUCUGGAGCACGGGGAGGGGGCGGCCAGCAGCGGGGGCUUCGUGGCCCUCAAUCUGAGCUCUGGGAGGCAGGACAUUGACUCGAGGGAGUGGGUAAUGGUGGAGCGGCCCAGUGACUCUCCGGGAGCCAAGGUUACCAACAGCCCCUCGGCGGAGGACGAGGAGCCAGAGGGGCUCCGGCCAGGGUCUCCUGGAUGGGAGCGGGGCUACCCGAGCGCUAACCCUGGCAAAGCUCAACAAGAAAGCACGGCUUCCUCCAAGGGAAGUGCAAAAGGGGACAAGUUGGAGCUCAGCGUGGGCCUUGUAGGGGCUCUGCCCCCCGUCACUCCUACCAGCCCAGCUGAAGCUCUGGCUGAGGGCGUUCUCACUCAGCUCCCCACCUCUCCUCCAUCCCUGCCCGAGGAGGUCGCGAUCCGGACAUGCGGCCCCGCCCCUCUGCGCUCUCCCAGCCCUCACACACUCCUCGCCACCUUGUCGGACCCGUUGCACCUGCGCCACCCGCCGGGCAUGAGGCGCAGCCAGUCCGUCGACCCGCAGCGGCAGGAGCGCCCCUCGUCUUCCUCCUCCUGCCACGCCUCCCUGCCGCUACCACCAAACCCCGCCCCCGGCACCCGCUCGCCCACUCGCAGGAAACUGCCGGCCAUCCCGGCGGGUGCCGCCAACGCCAAGUUCCCCUCCGUCAUACGCAUCACCCGUGCCCAGCUUCAGCAGUUGACAGCUCAGCGUCCCUCUGGGCUGUCCUUCCAGUCAGGAUCAGACAGUGCGCCACAGUGCCUCCUGCUGGAGAGGCGUAGUGAGGCUGAAGCUGAGGCUCAGCUGGUCCAGGAGCGCACAGCAGACAUCAGCUCCCCUCAGGACCAUGUCCUCACCCAUCCAGGGACACCCACAGACCCCCUGGCUGAGGUGCUGGUCAAUGGAGACAUCCACACCAAAGCUCAAAGCCCUGUUUCAAACCGCGUGUCUUCCCCACGCUCCCCACGCUCUCCUCGCUCGGUUCCCCUGCGCUCGCCUUCCUCUCCACGCUCGCCACACUCCCCUUGCUCUCCUCGCUCUCCUUGCUCCCCUCGCUCUCCUCGCAGCCCUGUGUUUGCCAAUGGCCACCUCUCCCCUCCUGGUAACAGCCAAAGGGAUUUAAGUAACGGAGCGUUCCCCAGGCUGAAAGACCCCGAGAAGGAUUCUGGCCCGACCCUCUGUGCCACAGAGCCUCUGCUAAGGGGGGAGGUUAGUAGAGAAGUGAACCAUGCCCCAGAUCAGACCAACGGACCAGUGUCCUCCUCCCCGGUUGCCCCCCGUAAGGACCCCAGCCGGAGGCACAGUCGCAUCCCAGUCCUGGAGCCCUCCAGCCUGCUGGAGCUCCCUCCUGCAGGGUCUGCUAAGGAGAAACUCCUGCAGAAGAAAGCUAACCACCCGGGCCCGGCCCCCUCUCCCACCGCCUCGCCGUCACUCUCAGAUAGGCGCGGCCCCAUGGUGGCCUCCCUCGCUCGGGACCCGCUGUCCUCCACCUCUGACCGCUCUCAGGACGACGACUCUCUCAUGGGCUCCCGUUCGGACCGCCAGGGAGACGACGCUCCUUCCCUCUCCUCCUCCUCCAGCCCUUUGUCCCGCAAGAGCAGGAUCCCUCGUCCCGUCCAUUCAGCUUCUUCGGCUGAGCAGCUGGCCGCCCAAUUCCUGCCGCGCCCGCCGCCCGGGAAGCCACCGGGCCGCUCCACAGCGGAGGGCAGGCUUCGGCGUUUCCGCAUCCGAGCCGGCAGCAACAGCGACUCGGACCUCCUGACGUGCCUCGCUCAGCUGAUGCACGGCUCCCGGGGAUCCCCGCUUCACCAUCGCUCCUCGGCCCAGCACGGGGGCUCCAGGACGGGCAUCUGCAGCCUGACGAGCUCCCCGCACCACCACCGCAGCUCCAGCGCCUCCCCGCGCAGCUCCUCCUCCCUGCAGCGCUCCGUCAGCUCCUCGCCAUCCCGCCACGAUUACCGAGGAGGAGGAGGAGGGGGAGGAGGGGGAGGAGGAGGAGGAGGAGGAGGGGGCGGCUGCCUCGGCCGCAGCCGCUCGCCUCCCAGCUUCUCGGGCUCGCCUCCUCCCCGCCGCUUCCACACUCACCACCAGGAUACGUGCUGCAGCCGCCAAGCUCGCACCGGCCCCUUCCACCUGUCCAGGGGGAAAGCCUGUAGCCGAGAGGGCAAGUGCUCCAGCAAGCUGAGCAGAUAGUUGCCCUCCUCCCAUGUUGCGCUGCCACGGCAGAGGAUGGAACGACUCUUAUUGUGAUAGGGUAGACCGCAGUGUCCUUCCUGUAUAGGUUUCCCCUUUUUUUGUUUUCUUCGCUGUCAGUCGGAACCUUACACUCGCUGUUUCCCCACAGUUCCCGUUCACUUCCUCCUAUUUGCACACGGGUGUAUUCAUUUAUGUUACCCAGCUUUAAAAAAGGGGCACUCCGGCCAUUUAGUACCGCACUUUCCAUAAAAGUCGUUGGACUGAGAGACAGAUUUAAAAAAAAAAAGAACGAUUAAAGAAUCUGUGCGAACAGAAACGGAGACGUCCCCACUUUUAGUCCGUUAAGCGCCAACAAAUGUUGGUUCCUCCAUUUCCCAGAAUGCAACUCAAGAGCAUAAGAUGCCAACUUUCUGUUAAAGUGCGUCGCCCAGUCUGAAUAGUCCUCUUUGUGACGAGGCAGCUGAACCUCACUUGGAAGUGGAGUGCCCCCUUUUUAAGGGAACUUAUUAGACCAUCGAUAUUGACAUGGCGGGGUCCUCCAUUUUCUUUACAUCAUCAUGUUGUAGAGUUAAAUAGUGCAGCUGCUAAUGCAGCCGGUACUGUGAUAUGUAAAUCAAUAGCAAGUCAGGCCUGUUUUAUUUAUCUUCAUGCAUCCCUUACCACGAUAUAACAGUAUACUUAUUUAUCCCCGGUGUUGAAGCACUUGGAUGAUGCUGAUGGAAAUGUCAGUCUAGCUGAAUCACAACUAAAUUAAAUAUUAGCCUUGGGGGGGUUGACUCGGUUGUCUCCCCUGCAUUCGGAGAUUGCAGGCAGGGUAUGAUAUUUACUUUUAAGGUGAAUGCAAAAAAGCCAGAAUUUGUGUGUACAGUUGUAUUUAUUGAGAUGUUUAUUUUGAUGCUUCGCGAAACGCUUUUCGACUCCCACCCUCCUCCUCCUCCUCCUCCUCCUCCUCCUCCUCCUCCCCCUCCUCCUCCUCCUCCUCCGUGUGACUGUGGAUGUGUGGUUUCGUGUCACCCCCUUGUCUUUCUUUUUUUUAUACAAUCAAUCACGUCGAGUGCGUGAGGACGCACGCCUUUUUGUGCCUACCGUGUUGCCGUGAGAGGGAAUCCAAACGUCCCGAUUGGCUGAAGGCUUUACAGGUUGUGGUAGAUGGUAGCGGACGUAAGCUUAAGCAAACGCAAAGGUAUACGUUACUGACGAGUAAUGUUCAGACACAGAUGUUUGUCUCAGCGUGUGCCUUGGCACUUUGGGCAGCUUAAGACAACAAAAAAACAACAACAACAACAACAAAAGGAGCCAAAAACAGCGGUUUUGAAAACGACUUCCCCCCUUUUCACCGGUAUUCUUUCAAUGUAGAAAAAGGUAGCAACACAACAAAUGUUUGUUAAAUCAAACCUGCAAUUUGAGCAACAGUACUUGAGUAGCUAUUUGUAAUCACACACACACACACACACACACACACAUACACACACAAAAGAGGAAAUAGUUCAAGUGCAACCUGUCUUUGCUGCGCUGUGUGUGUGUACAUAGCACACAGGUCAGUGUUGGAGAUGCAACAUUUUAAAAAAACCUUGAAAGAAAUGUGAAUUUCAGACCUCAAACAACAUCGUUUGGCCAUAUAUGUACGUAUAUAUAUAUUUCUCGCACCAAAAUGAUGUUCCAUGCUUCCCAUGUGCAGGAAUGAUUCUUUAUUUUAUUUUAUUUUUUUGUUCCUCAGAACCGCAGAAUGUCUUUUUUUUUAAUAUAUAUACGAUGACAAGAAUCUGAGUAUUGUUUGUGUUUUGAUUUUAGUUUAGGAUUCCUCACUGAGACUCUGUCACAGCUCCAGCUCCCAAGCUGCGUACCACUUAUUUUUUAUAUUAGUUUUCUGGAGCUUCCUGCACUGACCCCCCCCCCCUUCUUGGUAUUUAUUUCUGGAAUAUGACACCCCGUAUUUAAUUUAAUUUUUUUAUCAGCGCAAUUGACAAAAAGAAUUAACCAGAAAAAGAAAAGACUAUGCUGAGUUUUAAGCACUUGUAUAUCGUACAGGGAGACGCACCAGUUGAUGAUAUAGCGGCUGCAAAUAUUGCCAAAUAUUUUGAAUAUGGGGGGCGUAUAGUGAUUUUGAAUGGGCACGUGGCUUUGUAAAUGUAUAAAGUAUACAGAUAUAAUACCUAACACCUGCAGCUAUGAUGACUCCUCCUGAAGGCAGACAGCGUUCAGUCAGUCAGCCGCCUUAAUGUCUCCUCUCUGCCCCUCCGUGCGUAGCGAGGGAUGACUGAGCCUUGUCUGUGUUGGACAUCGUUGCACCAUUCGUGCAGCAUUCGAGGUGCGUUUGUAUUUGUGAUAAUUGUAUGCACUCUACAUGUUUCGCAAUCAAAAUCUUUGACUCCUCCCUCAUUUCUAACUCACUAUUUUAAAGAUAUUUCAAGCUUUUCAAAAUUGUGUGCAAACAAGUUGUGCAAACUUUUAAUAUAAACCUGUAAAUGAAGUAAUUUUAUUUAAAAUACAAUAAUUAUUGUAAACACCCAUGACUUUUACUCUUAACAGGCUUUUCAGUGAAAAAGGGGGAAGGGGCAGACAUUAAACGGUGCUGCUGGUUCUAAAAGAUAAUCAGAUUUUAAUCAUUAUUGCACAUGCGUGGUGUGAAGUUGUUAGUACUAGUGUUACCCUCCAGAUGAGAUUUUUGUUGUUGUUGUCACUUUUUAAAGUGGCCUGCUCAUAGAAAAAGUGUCAUUUUUAUAGUAGCUUGCUGGGUGUUAACAGACACCCAGAGGCCAACGGAACGAACACAGCUGUUUUAUUUUAUUUUGAAAGGUAAGAUGGAAACUAAUUAAAGCUUUUGGUCCUCAUGGCAUAACAUUGAAUUCCUUGUUAGUAACUUAUAAAUACUUGACGACAAAUAUUUAUUGUGACAUAUGCUAAUUUCCCCAUCCAUCAUUUUGACUUUAAUUGUCAGGAUUUUUUUUUUAAUGGUUGAUAUUUUGUGUUGUACUGUUUUGUCAUGUUUUUUUUGUUGUUGAAAAUUUAACUGUACAGUCUCAAGGAAAGAAUGUAACACGUGGGAGUUUUGCAUUGUAUAUAACUGUAAUUAUUUAUGUUCAUUCUAUCAUUUGUAUCAUAUCAACAACGCCUUGUACAGUGCUUUUUUUUCGUUUUUGUUUUUAAAUUAUUUUGUAUUUUAUUUUUAUAAACUGGUUAUAAAUAAAAUACUCAUUCCGCAUGCAGACAGAA
This is a messenger RNA of Cyclopterus lumpus (lumpfish), 7058 nucleotides long. RefSeq names its product tau tubulin kinase 2a (gene ttbk2a). The record is from RefSeq and is a predicted model, not a curated record. The coding region runs from base 51 to 3842 and encodes 1263 amino acids. Gene Ontology annotation, molecular function: protein serine/threonine kinase activity; ATP binding. Gene Ontology annotation, cellular component: ciliary basal body; cytoplasm; ciliary transition zone. Lineage: Eukaryota; Metazoa; Chordata; Actinopteri; Perciformes; Cyclopteridae. The transcript is spliced from 15 exons. Gene Ontology annotation, biological process: peptidyl-serine phosphorylation; signal transduction; cilium assembly.